Messenger RNA from Cyphellophora attinorum, 1071 nucleotides. RefSeq lists its product as uncharacterized. Bases 1 to 1071 code for a protein of 356 amino acids. The record is from RefSeq and is a predicted model, not a curated record. The transcript has 2 exons. Lineage: Eukaryota; Fungi; Ascomycota; Eurotiomycetes; Chaetothyriales; Cyphellophoraceae.
AUGUCGACAACCACGCACAGUCCCGGUGGCUCUCGGCAACACAACGUUCCCAACCCUCAAGCUCUGGGGCCCACCCUGAAGGAGGUUGCACUGCUCUUCCUUGGUACAUGCCUAUUCAGCUACAUCAUGGCCAUCACCCACCCUUGGGAAGACAACCUCUACUGCAUUGCUACCUUGGUCGCCGGCUUUGGCUUCAUGUUCUGUGCGAUCUACAUUGCAGUCACCUCCAUACUCGAGUCCGUCAUCGUCCAGUAUGCACUGAACCGCACGAUGGCUGCCCUAGCCGAAACCAUCGAACGCGUUCCGGUCUACAUCGGUAACAUUCUCAACCGACUUGUGGUCCUCGCCAGACGCUUUGUGGCCGCCAGUAAGCGCAUGCCAGCCUACAUCGACGAUAUCAUCGCCUAUACCAAGGAUCUCAACGAACUGCAGAAGAUCAAGGAAGGUAGUAAGAAGUGGCUCAAGCAACAGCUCCGAGGCCCAGUUGAGAAGGUGAUGGAAUGGGUCGACGUCAACCGGAAGUUGAAAGAGCCCAUUCCCGCUUAUCCGCCAGUCCCUCAGUAUAUCACCGAGCUCUAUGAGCUAUUCAUGGAGAGACACAGCAGGGCACUCGUCGCGAGCAACAUGCCCAUCGAGACGUUCCUGACCUUGAUUUGCGCUCUUGGCAUGCUUCUCAAAGGUCCGUAUCAGCUGAGGACGACUAUGCUGGAUGUCUAUGUUGUGUUGUACUCUCGACUGCCGCCCGGUGGCGAUGGUGACUGCGAGAAGAUGCUCACACAGUACGUCCAAUCGUUCAACUUCAAGCUCUAUGAGUACAUUCGUGCCGGUGGUAUGAUGGGGUCGGUCCUCGAGACUCACGCCAUGGUGCAAGAGCUCGCUUCGUCAAUCAAGCAGAAGUGCCCGGGUUUGAUCGAGCUCACCCAAGCCAACGUCGAUACGGCCAUGAAGCACAUCGCUGCUGGCAGAGGAGUGAGCAAGAGUGUCAUCCCAGGCAAGGUAGGCAAAGGAGAAGACUUGCACCAGACCACGGUCACCGAGGAUGACUUGCCCGAGGAGUUCGAGCUGAUCUAA